AUGUCCCAGCCCCAGCAACACAAAGGCGGUUACAAGCAAAUCAACAAGGCGCUCAACAUAUGCGCUUUUGAGGACUAUCUUUCCGCUCAGCUGAAACACCUUCCUCACUUGGAAGACGUAGAGCAAUUGAGCCCGCGAGUCAUCCGAGUUUUAGGGCAGAAUGCCGGCAAGUUCACACUGCAGGGGACGAACACCUACAUCGUUGGAACCGGCUCCCAAAGACUGAUUAUCGACACCGCUCAAGGAAUUCCCGAAUGGGCAGACAUCAUUGAGUCCACUCUGGAUGACCACUCCGUAUCGCUAUCACACGUCCUCCUUUCACACUGGCAUGGUGACCACACCGGAGGGGUCCCCGAUCUUCUGCGCCUCUACCCCGAUCUUUCCGAAGCAAUUUAUAAGAAUUCUCCCGGUAGUGACCAACAGCCUAUCGAUGAUGGUCAGAUAUUUCGGGUUGAGGGUGCAACAAUCCGAGCGGUGCAUGCUCCAGGACAUUCCCACGACCACAUGUGCUUCAUUCUUGAGGAAGAAAAUGCCAUGUUUACGGGCGACAACGUUUUGGGUCAUGGAACUAGCGCAGUCGAAGAGCUGGGCCUCUAUAUGGAGAUGCUGCGUACAUUGCAAUCACACAAUUGCGCUGUUGGCUACCCAGCCCACGGUGACGUGAUUCCCAAUUUGCCGGCAAAAAUAGCAGGCGAGCUGGCACAGAAAACGAGGCGCGAAAGACAAGUCCUCGUGACUUUGGAUCGGCUCAAGAAAGAAAUGCGACGUACAGGUCAAGGCAAAAGGGCAAGCGUCACAGUAAAAGAACUGGUGGUCUUAAUACAUGGGGAAGGAAUCGACGAGGAAGUUCGCAAGAUGGCUCUGGAACCGUUUAUCGAUGAGGUGCUGCGGAAGCUCGCUGAGGACGGCAAGGUAGCGUUUGAGAUGCGAGGGGGCGUAAAACGAUGGUUCGGCGUGGGAGCCUUAUGA
Aspergillus calidoustus is the source of this 969-nucleotide messenger RNA. NCBI's taxonomy places the organism in Eukaryota, Fungi, Ascomycota, Eurotiomycetes, Eurotiales, Aspergillaceae. The record is from the annotation of a GenBank genome assembly.